Messenger RNA from Bacillus rossius redtenbacheri, 4832 nucleotides. RefSeq names its product klarsicht protein (gene klar). The record is from RefSeq and is a predicted model, not a curated record. Gene Ontology annotation, cellular component: membrane. Lineage: Eukaryota; Metazoa; Arthropoda; Insecta; Phasmatodea; Bacillidae. The coding region runs from base 1 to 4296 and encodes 1431 amino acids. The transcript is spliced from 25 exons.
AUGCUGCUCGACGUCUUCCAACUCUUGCUGCGGCUCCUCCAGGGCCCCGAGGCGCCAUGCCGCUUCCAGCGGGGCUCCAGGCCCGCUCCUAGCCGGCCGCGCGGCUGGAGGACAUCCACGCCUCUCUCCAGGCUGGUGCGCUGGCGGCGCAGGCGGCGGCCGAGACCUCGGGCCGGGGCGAGGCGGCGCGGGGCUGAGCCGAGGUCUGCCGGACAUGCCCGAGCGCGGGGCCCGGCCCUGAGCGCGUCCCGCCGGCCCUCCCCCGCACCCCCUGCACCCCCAACAAGCACCGCACCCAGCAUCAUGCCCGUCGGAUUCGAGAACUCCGCGCUCAAGAUGAGCUUCUCGCUGUCCUCGCUGCAGCCCUCUGGCGACGGUCCAGAGGGAGUGGAGCACGCGAGGGGCGAGCGCCCCUACAACAGUCUCACCAAGAAGCCCCGGCGGGAGAGGGAGCAGGAGGCGUGGAGGCGCUCCUGGGGCAGCAGAGACGACGGCCGGGACGACUUCUGGGCGGCACUGCAGUCCAACUACAACUACCUCAUGGACAGCCAGCUCAUCGACUCCUGCAAGGAGGCGAGCGGGGAGCUGUCCUGGGACGAGCAGGACGUCUCCCAGCAGUCGUGGAGCCUCGGCGAGUUCGCUGCGCAGUUCUCCGAACUCUACUCCUGGUUGAAUAGGGUUCAGGAGUCGGCGCUCAGCAUGGACGAGCCGGUCGCGGGCGAGGGAUCCCGACAGGGGCAGCUGGAGGAGCUGCAGAGGCGCUGGUACCGCCGCAGGCUGUUCAACGAGCAGGGCCAGCAGCUGGCCCAGUCCCUGCCGGAGUCCCGGGAGGAGGUGGCCCGGCGCCUCGCCAGCCUCAACUCCCGCUGGGACGUGCUGGAGGAGGCGCUCCGCGGCGGCCGCGACCAGCUGGACCCGGGCCUCGACAUGGAGCAGGAGGUGAGGAGGCUGCGACGGUGGAUACGCGACAUGGAGGCCCGCCUCCAGCCGCUCGACCUGCGCACGGGGCUGAGCUGGGGCCCCCAGGAGCUGGACGAGAAGGCCCGCGAGCACGUGGUGCUCCAGGUGGACAUCGCCUCGCACGGCAAGGUGGUGUGCUCGGUGGUGAAGCUGUGCGAGAGGGUGGCCCGCGGCGGGCAGCUGAGGAGAGACGCCGCCCACGCGCUGCGCCUGGCCCGCUCCCUGGAGCGCCGCUGGCACCACCUCUACCUGCGCGCCAUCGAGUGGCAGUGCCACAUAGAGCGGCUCGUCGACCGCCUGCGUGGCUCCAGCCCCGGAGCGAGCGUGACGGACAGCGACGAGGAGCCGCUGCACAAGUACCCGCGACUGUCCGGUGACGUCAGCAGCGACCACACCGACGACGGCUCGUACUUCGAGGAUGAGCUGGAGGCGCUGUCCGUGAUGGACCCGGGCUGCUCCUCGACGCCGCUCACAGACGAGGACUGCGCCAUGGUGGGGGUCGCCGAGGUCUCCGCCCUCGAGCACUGCACGCCGACGCGCGCGAGGCCCAACUGCGGCUGGUUCGCCAUCCGGCACCUGGACACGGACUCGGAGCAGGACCGCGGCUCGGCGGGGCUGGCGCGCGCCCUCGCGCCGCACGUGCUCAACCCGGUGGUGGCCGUCAGCGACGAGUCCUCCGGGGACGAGGGGUGGACCUACACGGGCGGCGGCGGGUGCCAGGAGGAGGAGGAGGCGGCCCAGGAGACCAUCCAGCAGCUGGUGAGCCAGGCGGAGCUGCUGGUGCCGCCGGCGCCGCUGGCGGCCGUCACGAGCCGCGACCUCGAGCCGCUGGUGUUCCCCGUCGCCGCGGCCGCGGCCGGCGCCAAGACCAGGCGCGUGCACGCGUGGCUGCGGCAGCACCAAGACGCGCCCGCGCAGCUACAGGACAGCUGCGACGCGAGCGGGGAGUACACGACAGGGGACUCGGACGAAGAGAAGGGCUCCGACACCUCGGAGGACCACAACGGCAGCGUGUCGACCUGCCGCCGACUACCGCGCUCCGCCGCGGGGUCGGCCGAGGCCUUCCACGACCCGGACACCACCCCUGUGGCCGAGAAGCCUCUUCCCGCGAUGCAGCACCCCUCGCCCGACCAGCCCAAGGUGGUGAUGCGGUGCCGGCGCCAGCUGGGGUCCGGGGAGCGGCCCUGGAGCGUGUCCGGCCUGUCCCAGCUGGCGGGUGCGGCCGGCCCCCGGGACCCCCUCGCCAGCCUCUUCAGCUCCGAGUCGGCGCUACACAAGCUGCUGGCGCCCGCCGCGGAGGACGCCGGCGCCGGCUCCCUGCGCAGGCGCAAGGUGCGCUCCCGUCGCAGGACCUUGGGUCGCAAGUCAGACUCGGGGUCUGGCGGAGGUUCCGGUGGCUCCGGGGGCAGUGACACCCAGCAGAAGAAGGUUGAUGGAGUGCUGACCAAUGGGAAGGCUUCUGCGUUUGGUCGCAACAAGUCUGGCUCCUUCUCAGGCAGCCCCAGCAUGGCGGGAGUGGGGCCUCUACCCGCCCACUCUGCCAGCGACCCCGCGGCGCCGGUGGGCUCCACCAGCGGGGAGGAGGGCGAGGAGGGACCGGCGCCCCGGUUCAAGCUGGGGCCGGCGGCGGGGCUGGUGACGGUGGGCCCCGGCGCGGCGCUCCCCGAGGAGCAGCUCAGCUCCUUCAGCGAGCAGGCCUGGGACAACUACCAGGAGAAGUACAUGUCUGAGCCGUACAGCGAGGAGCUGGCGGACCCGGAGGCAGCGCGGCGGCUGCUGGAGUUCGGCGACGACUACCGCAACUUCCUGGACAGCCAGUCGGACUGCAUGUCCAGCCUGAGCACCAACCACGGGACCGUGUCGCCGGUCAGGAGGCGGCGCCCGACCGCCGUGGCGCGACCCGACAGCUCGCUGCUCAACUCGGACUCCGACGUGGAGGACGUCCACCACAUGGCGCGGAACAGCUGGUCCCAGCUGGGCUUCAUCGAGGCCGCGCUGGGCGAGCUUCUUGCCAAGAGGGACCUGGUGCUGCCCUCGGACUAUGCCGAGAUAGUGGCCACGUCCAAGGAGAACCUGCGAUGCCUGCGCCCGAUACUGGUGGACGUGGAGUCGAAGGGAAGCAGGCUGACCCCUCAGCAGUGCCGGGACUUGCGUGACAUGGUGACCCGCUGGGAGGGCGUGCAGCAGCGCUCCGAGUCGCUGCACCAGGCCUGGAGCCUGGAGAGGGAGCUGGCGGCCGUCAGGGAGCACCUGGCAGCCCUCGCCUCCAGGCUGGCCGACGUGGGCGAGCUGGAGGACCGCGACCAGCUGCACGCCAGGAUCAGGCACCUCGAGACGGCAAUGACCCAGAUGGUGGAGACGAAGUCGUCGCUACUGCAGACCAACAUGGCGGUCCACCACUUCCACAUGUCGCUGUCGGGGGCGACCGACCAGCAGCCGGCCCUCGCACUCAAGGACGCCGUCGCCGACCUCUACAAAGUGUGGGACGAGAACUACAAGAGGAUGAGCCAGCACAUGAGCAGCCUGCAGCGCGCGGCCGACGUGUGGAAGCAGUUCGACGCGCAGCUGGCGGAGCUGCAGGCGGCGCUGCGCACGGACCAGGUGACGCUGCGCGUGCUGGACUCGGCGCUGCAGGGCCCGGGACCCUGCGUGGACAUCGCCCCCUCCGUGCUGGAAGUGGCCAAGGCGCUGUCCGAGAAGACGGAGGAUCCCUCGCUGGGGCUGCAGGGAGCGGAGGUGCUGGACGAAGUGGCGAUAGCCUCGCUGAGCCUGAGGGCGGGCGAGGGGGGCGGCUCCCUGUCGGACAGCGGGAUCUCGGACUCCGGCUCGGAGCAGGAGAUGAGCGAGCGCGAGAAGAGGCUGGCCGUGCUGCGCCGCCUGGCGCGGAACCUGGAGGCCGUGCUGUCGCCCGGCUGCACCGCGCUGGACAACAUCCUCAAGCGCAUCGAGCAGUCUGAACAGGAGCUGAAGACUCUCCAGAACACGUGUCGGGACCUCAUAUUCCGCACGGCCCUCAAGGGGCGAGCUGCCGGGGGCCCCGCCCCCUCAUGCCCUCCCGAGGACCACCUUGCCAGCAACGGUGCCGGGAAGGAGAACGGGGCCGUGCCGAAGGGGGUCGCCGCCCCAGACGCCGACCCGGAGGACCCGGAAGGGGGCCGCAAGUUCCUGCGGUGGCUGUGGCGCGUCGUGAAGGCGUCGUUCCCCUUCCAGGUGGCUCUGUUGGCGCUCCUGUGCUUCGUGUGCCUGGUGGAGCCGCGCUGCUGCGACGCCAUGAACAACUUCGGCCUGUCCUUCGGGCCCCAGCUGCGCUACAUGCGCGGCCCCCCGCCCAUCUAGGGGACCCGCCCCCGCCUGUGCCUUAGCCGCGAGUCCUGUUCUUGAUGCGUUUGUGAAUGCAGCAGAGGGAAAAUGUUUUUUCCUUAUGGGAAAUUUGUGUUUAUUUUUACUUCAGAAGUAAGUUUUUUUUUUUGUACCGUAGAAUAAAAAUGAAUCUGUGCAACUUUUGUACAUACUUAACUAGUAGUUGCGUGCAGUUUUAACUUUCACGCAGGGCACCGCUGCGUUUUGGCUUUUGUUCUUUUUUGGCUACUGUCAAGUCUCUGAAUGUGGAAAAUGUUUGUAGGAGUCCCUCAGGAUGAUUGCAUGUUGAAUGCUUUGCAACAUUGAGAGAAUUUAAAUGUUGCAUAAAAAUUUUCUCAUUAUGUGUUAGUCUAAUUUUAGAAAGACAAAAAAAAAAUUUGUUUCAUGUCUGAGUUUCUUGCAAAAUAAUUUUUUACAUAAAUGAGAAUGACAUAUUUUUUUAAGAUUUAUGGAGAUGUGGUGAUUAUUUUUUCACAGAAACAGGUGGAAAUAAAAAUAUUGUAUGUACUGUA